This is a messenger RNA of Penicillium pulvis, 1212 nucleotides long. RefSeq names its product putative aminotransferase. The record is from RefSeq and is a predicted model, not a curated record. Gene Ontology annotation, molecular function: catalytic activity; pyridoxal phosphate binding. Gene Ontology annotation, biological process: biosynthetic process. The transcript has 3 exons. NCBI's taxonomy places the organism in Eukaryota, Fungi, Ascomycota, Eurotiomycetes, Eurotiales, Aspergillaceae. The coding region runs from base 1 to 1212 and encodes 403 amino acids.
AUGGUCAAAAUCGACGAAUUCGCCGUUGAGCGGUGGAUGGAUGACUAUGAAAACGAUGCUAAGUUCAAUUUGGCAGAGACAUGCUGCGCGUCAAUCUCCCUGACCGAUCUGCUUGCUCUCUCGGGGAACUCAGAUCAGAAGGAUAAGGUCUUAGAUUAUUCGAAGAAGCAGGUCUAUGGAGCAAUCCGGGGAUCGACAGCUCUACGCACCAAUAUUGCGCGGCUGUACUAUAGCGACUCGUCGACUCAACUACCCACAGAUCAAGUUCUGAUCACGAACGGGGCAAUUCAGGCGAACUUCUUGGCUCUCUAUACGAGUGUUGGCCCAGGGGACCACGUUAUCUGUCAUUAUCCAACAUAUCAGCAGCUAUACUCAGUUCCAAAGUCGUUUGGAGCCGAGGUCAGCCUAUGGAGGUCCAGAGAAAAUGAAGGGUGGCGACUGGACCUUGAUGAGUUAAGAUCUUUGAUUCGUCCAAACACGAAGUACAUCGUUAUCAACAAUCCCCAAAAUCCUACUGGAGCGGUCUUGACUCGCGCAAACCUGCAAGGCAUUGUGGAUAUCGCACGAGAACAUGGAAUCAUCCUCCACAGUGAUGAGGUAUAUCGGCCUCUAUUUCAUUCUUUGGACGCAGACAGCCAAGAUCCACCAUCUGUACUCUCAUUUGGAUACGAGAAGGCCAUUGUCACUGGUUCUAUGUCCAAGGCUUUCAGUCUGGCUGGUAUCAGACUUGGUUGGAUCACGUCGUUGAGCCCUAAAUUAAUUGAAGCCUGUGCGUCUACCAGGGAUUACACCGUGAUCUCGGUAAGUCAGGUUGAUGACCAAAUUGCCACGUUUGCUCUCGAUAGCCCGACUGUGCAUAAUCUUCUGGCACGCAAUAUCGAUUUGGCUCGGCGAAAUCUCGCCGCUCUGGACGGCUUUGUCAAGGAGUUCAAGUGGGCCUGCCAAUGGACUCGCCCUCAAGCGGGCACGACCGCUUUUAUCAAAUUUUCUGACAAAGGUGGAAGGCCCGUUGAUGAGGUGGAAUUUUGCAAGCGUCUGCAGCAGAAUACCGGAGUGAUGUUCGUGCCUGGAAGCCAGUGCUUUGGAGGCGGAGUUGAUUUCAAGGGCUUCGUUCGGGUGGGUUAUGUCAAUGAGCACCAAGCCAUCAUCGACGGUCUCAACGCCCUUCGAGUUUUCAUGGAUGAUGGCUAUUCCGAGUUGCCCUUGGCAUAG